AUGGAUGAAUCCUCAGAAGAACUGAAUUUAGGCGAAUUCAACAUCAUCGAUAACAUCAUUGGAUCGGCUGUGGAUGAUUUGUUGUUGAAGGAUAACACCAAUGUACACCCUUACGACUACAAUGCACUUGAAAGCCUACUCCUACCUCUAUGUCGUUUCUGUGCCCGAGAAAAUGCCCAAAUGGUACACAUAUCGGAUGUUCACCUGCAGAUAAUAAACGAUUUGCGAAUACCGGAAACACACGGGACAAACGUAUGUACCAACAUCUGUGGCAGUUGCAAUGGUUUCCUGGAGGAAUUUUGCAAGUUCCGCUCCGUGUGUGAAGAAGGACAAAAACGCAUUGCAACGCUGGUGGCGGAACGGCACAGUGUGUCAAAUUUUGUCGAUUUCAAGUUGGAUUUUACAGUUGCGAGAAAAGACUUGCUACCACCAACUAUGCUGGAUGUAUCAACUACUCCAAAAAUGCUGAAUUUCAUACAAACUCCCGAACAAGGGUUGAUGGAAUUGGUUGUGGAUAACGCAGGUUUAGACCAUGUGGUGUGUGAACGUUCCGAUUACACAGAAAGUAUUUUAAUUCUAGCACCAAUUGCUCCUGUAGUACAACCACAAAUCAGUCCUCAACGAGUAGAGGCAACGCCUGUGAUGGAACAGAAGAUUUUGUUUGAUGCAUGUCAACCAGAUGCCAGCCAAAACGAGGCGCUUUCUUUGGAAGAAUGCAAUUUUAGUCCGCAACACGAACAGCAAAACUUCGUAGAAAAUAUCGAAAACUCCAACGAUGUUCUAGAACCGGCGUCGAACGAAUCGGCAGUGAGUAACUCGAAGAAACCGGAAGCCCGUAGACGCGUUGUAGAUGGAUGCCUGCAAUGGGUGUGUCUAGACUGCGAGAAGGUGUUUGGAAGUUGUUUUCAACUAAAGAAACAUCGACGAAACUGUGAGUUGGUGGGAAGCAAAACAUCAAAGCGGAUCGCAACAUUAGUCUGUGAUAUUUGCGGGGAAACAAUGUCCACCGAAUCGGCUCUUACCAUGCACAGGCGUAAACACGAAGUAAAACCAAAUGGUCCAACUGCAAAGUCGGUUUCGGGCUCAAAGCUGGAACUUACCGUGUGUCACGUAUGCGGACACACUAGCAAAUCGAGGCGAGCGUUACGAUUACAUCUAAUCACCCACAGCAGCGAUAAAAAUGUGGAGUGUCCGAUCUGUAGUAAACGGUUCAAGCGCCAACGAGAUUUGCGCAACCAUUUGGACGUACAUUCCGGAAAGAAGUAUGAAUGUAAUGCAUGUGGUAAGAAUUUUUUAACGAAAGUUACGCUACGCAACCACGCUAGAAAACAUCGUGACAGCUACCUGAAACACGAAUGUACCGUAUGCACCCGGCAGUUUGUUCAUCCGUAUCAGCUACAGAAGCACAUGCUAAUCCAUACGAGCGCGUAUCCUUAUGUGUGCGAAAUUUGCAAAGCAGUGUUUCGCACAUUAGGACGUUUCAAGCGCCAUGUACAGAAAGGCCACGCAUUACCGACUAGCAAAAUGAAUAUUAUUGAACAGACCGUAACAGAGCUUAACAGUUGGGACGAUCUGAUCGAGUACCAACCGGAGGUAGUUCCGUGUGAGUUGUUGGAUGAAACUGUUUCGGAAGAAAUAUCAAUAAGGACCGAUCCUGUCUGCGAUACAUUGCCGGUGAUUUUUGAUGAUUUAACUUCGGAAUCAAUGCUCGAUCAAGCUUCACCACAUUUUGCGGUGGAAUGUUUCCCCGAGGACAGCCAACCGGAUGAUGAUGGGUUUUACUACUGUUACGGAUCAACGUUUCUCGGCACAUCUGUCUCGGUACCUAAUCGAUGA
Anopheles marshallii is the source of this 1836-nucleotide messenger RNA. RefSeq names its product Krueppel homolog 1-like. Gene Ontology annotation, biological process: regulation of transcription by RNA polymerase II. Gene Ontology annotation, molecular function: chromatin insulator sequence binding; zinc ion binding. Bases 1 to 1836 code for a protein of 611 amino acids. Lineage: Eukaryota; Metazoa; Arthropoda; Insecta; Diptera; Culicidae. Gene Ontology annotation, cellular component: chromosome; nucleus. The record is from RefSeq and is a predicted model, not a curated record. The transcript has 2 exons.